This is a messenger RNA of Erigeron canadensis, 3636 nucleotides long. Its product is annotated as protein transport protein Sec24-like At4g32640. The transcript is spliced from 22 exons. The record is from RefSeq and is a predicted model, not a curated record. Gene Ontology annotation, cellular component: endoplasmic reticulum exit site; COPII vesicle coat. Gene Ontology annotation, molecular function: zinc ion binding; SNARE binding. Lineage: Eukaryota; Viridiplantae; Streptophyta; Magnoliopsida; Asterales; Asteraceae. Gene Ontology annotation, biological process: intracellular protein transport; endoplasmic reticulum to Golgi vesicle-mediated transport; COPII-coated vesicle cargo loading. Bases 105 to 3260 code for a protein of 1051 amino acids.
CGGCUUUUCUCUGUUGUUCGAUCAACUGUUUUGAUUUUAGGCGUUUUUCCCACUUCACUGACUGCAAAUUCAACUCCAGUGUUUUAUAGGGAUUAAUUGUUUGAAUGGCUACUUCCGGUGGACCUAGACCAGGCAAUCUCCCACCCAAUUAUAACCCGAAUUCCAUAUCCGAUAAUAUGCAGAAUUUGCAAAUUAAUCGCCAGAAUCAGCCACCCAACAUUGCUAAUGGACCUAGAGGCCCACCUUCCCUUUUUGGGCAACUACCACAAUCACAACCUUUUUCUUCGCCGUUUACUGGGCCUAAUCGUCCGGGGCCUCCACCGCCAGGUGUUGUUCCUAGAGCUGUAGUGCCUUCGUCUAGUGGACCUCCACAUGGUGCAUUGCCUCCUUUUAUGGCGGCCAACCGUGGAGGGCCUCCUGGCGGUAAUACACCUCCUGCUUCGAGCCCUAUGCCACCGGGACCUUCACCUGUUUCUUCGUCAGGUCCACCUAUGGGUCCUCCUGGUACUCGUCCUGGUUCUGGCCCGGUUGCUUCAACUCCUUUUACACCCGGUGCACCAUCACUACGUGAUGGUCUGUUGAGUAACGGGCCACCGAAUUUUGGACCACCACGUGGCGUGCUAGGUGGCCCUCAAUAUACUUCAACCGUUGUUGGACCAAGACCGUCAACUGGACCACCACCUCCUACACAAACCAUGUCGUCGUUUCUUGGAGGUCCUUCUGACAAUCUACAAAGAGGGCCACCACAAGUAGCUUCACCUGCCUUUUCAGCACCAGGUGGCAUGCGACCACCUACAGGAUUACCACCAUUUUCAGCUCAUGGGCAAGGUUUACCUCAGCCAUCAAGGUCUCUUUUUGGGCCUCAACCGCGGCAAAUGCAAGCACCUCUUUCUAAUCAACAAUCUAUGGCUACAAUAUCACCUGCCAUGGGUCCUGGCGGGAACGCAGCUUCAGGACCAUCAAAGAUUGAUCCUAACCAAAUUCCACGUCCCGUUCCAAGUUCCUCAGUUCUUCAGCAUGAAACUCGUCAGGAUAACCAAGCCAAUGCUCCACCGCCUGCUACAAGCGAAUAUAUAGUGAGGGAUACUGGAAACUGCAGUCCUCGGUACAUGAGGAGCACCAUCAAUAUGAUUCCUUGCACUUCUGAUCUUUUGAACACGUCUGGCAUGCAAUUGGCUCUAUUAGUCCAGCCAUUGGCACUUCCUCAUCCAUCGGAAGAGCCUAUUCAGAUAGUGGAUUUUGGGGAAGGUGGCCCUGUUCGUUGUAAACGUUGCAAAGGCUACAUCAAUCCGUUCAUGAAGUUUGUUGAUCAGGGAAAACAUUUUAUUUGUAACUUCUGUGGGUUCACGGAUGAAACUCCACAUGACUAUCAGUGCAAUCUAGGUCCAGAUGGCAAGCGCAGAGAUGUUCAUGAACGGCCCGAGUUAUGUAGAGGAACAGUUGAAUUUGUUGCAACAGGGGAAUUUUUGGUACGUGAGCCAAUGCUUGCUGUAUUCUUUUUUCUCAUUGAUGUAUCAAUGAACGCCUUGCAAACUGGUGCAACCGCAGGAGCUUGUAAUGCUAUCAGCCGGGUUAUUGCCGAUCUUCCAGAGGGCCCUCGAACAAUGGUGGGAAUUGCUACAUUUGACUCAACCAUCCAUUUUUACAAUCUGAAGCGUGCAUUACAACAGCCGUUGAUGCUCAUAGUUCCCGAUGUUAAAGAUGUUUACACUCCUCUCCAAACUGAUGUCAUUGUUCAACUUUCCGAGUGUCGUCAACAUCUAGAUUUGUUGCUUGAAAGCAUCCCAACUAUGUUCCAGAAUAAUAAAACAGCCGAUUCAGCUUUCGGUGCAGGGAUGAAGGCUGCUUUUCUGGCAAUGAAGAGUACUGGAGGCAAACUUUUGGUAUUUCAAUCAGUCUUGCCUUCUGUUGGUAUUGCGGCUCUUUCGGCUAGAGAGGCUGAAGGAAGAACUAACAUCUCUGCCGGAGAGAAGGAACCUCAUAAAUUACUUCAACCAGCAGACAAGAAUAUGAAGGACUUGGCUACUGAAUUUGCGGAGUACCAGGUCUCUGUUGAUGUAUUUAUUACUACCCAAAGCUACAUCGACAUUGCUUCAAUCUCUGUAAUCCCCAAGACGACAGGAGGACAGGUGUACUAUUAUCACCCCUUCUCUGCACUUUCGGACCCUGCAAAACUCUACAAUGAUCUUCGAUGGAAUGUCACAAGGCCACAAGGUUUUGAAGCAGUGCUGCGUGUUAGGUGCAGCCAGGGUCUUCAAGUACAAGAAUACUCUGGAAACUUCUGUAAACGCAUUCCCACAGAUGUUGAUCUACCCGCGGUUGAUUGUGACAAAUCAAUAAUGGUAACUCUAAAACAUGAUGAUAAAUUACCUGAUGGCACAGACUGUUCUUUCCAGUGUGCUCUUCUUUAUACUACAGUAUAUGGGCAAAGAAGAAUACGUGUCUCUACUUUGUCAGUACCAUGCACAACCAUGCUGAGCAAUCUUUUCCAGUCACCUGAUUUAGAUACCCAAUUUUCAUGUCUCUUGAAACAAGCGGCCAAUGAAAUUCCUACAUCUCCAUUGAUGCAAGUGAGGGAUCGUGUGACAGAACUUUGCAUUAACAUUCUUCAUUCUUAUCGAAAGUUUUGUGCAACUGUGUCAUCAUCUGGACAGCUUAUUCUUCCAGAGGCACUCAAAUUGUUGCCUUUAUACACUCUUGCUUUGAUUAAAAGUAUUGGACUGAGAACCGAUGGGCGUAUAGAUGAGCGAUCAUAUUGGAUCAGUUAUGUGACCCCAAUCUCUGUGCAGUUGGCAGUCCCACUUGUGUAUCCCAGGAUGAUAAGUGUUCAUGAUCUUGACCCGAAGCUACAGGAAGCAGAAGGAUCUAUUAUUCCUCCUCCUAUACCCCUCUCUGGUGAACACGUGAACGAAGAUGGAAUCUAUCUUCUUGAAAACGGCGAAGAUUGUUUAAUUUAUAUUGGAAACUCUGUAGAUCCUGAUAUAACACAAAAACUGUUUGGCAUCUCAUCUGUUGCUGAAAUCCCUAGUCAGUUUGUAUUGCAGCAAUAUGAUAACCCGUUGUCCAAGAAACUAAAUGAAGUUGUAAAUGAGAUACGAAGCAAAAGAUGUAACUACCUACGGUUAAAAUUAUGCAAGAAAGGAGACCCAUCAGGAAUGACAUUCUUCUCGUAUAUGGUGGAAGACAAGUCUCCUAGUGGUUUGUCAUAUGUCGAGUUCUUAGUACAUGUCCAUAGACAAAUUCAAAAUAAAAUGACUUGAUGUUCUUGUCAGAAAAUUACUUCAGUUUUGGUUACGUUAUUGGGUUAGUACUUAUACUUGAGGGGUUUGAGCCAAAAGAAGCGAAGUUCGAAAAGUUGGACUAGUUUUCAUGGUUUCAUCCAUUUCUGGUGAAAAAUAGUGAGGGAACAAAUUUGAUGGUAAUUUCUCUCUAAGUGUAGCUUAAAAUUAUAAAAUAUACAGCUUUGGUCCGGUUUAUAGUCAUUACCAUCAAAGAUGGUUUGAGAUAUUAGUUUGUAUAUGUAUUGUUCUUUUAUAGUGUGAAUUUGACUUAUUUUAGCGUAACAAGUUUCUUUUAGUUAUAUCCUUGGGAUUAAUUGUUUAGAAGUGCAGGAUUAAUGUAAUUAUUUGCUGAUCA